Labeo rohita (rohu) is the source of this 1574-nucleotide messenger RNA. It is a transcript of the gene sertad3, whose product is annotated as SERTA domain containing 3. The transcript is spliced from 2 exons. Bases 192 to 1004 code for a protein of 270 amino acids. Gene Ontology annotation, molecular function: transcription regulator activity. NCBI's taxonomy places the organism in Eukaryota, Metazoa, Chordata, Actinopteri, Cypriniformes, Cyprinidae. The record is from RefSeq and is a predicted model, not a curated record. Gene Ontology annotation, cellular component: nucleus.
ACCCGGCAUUCCUCUCGCGCCUGACGUCAGAACUGAUUGAAUCACUGGCGGGACAAAAAAAUUCCAGCAAACGAUUCUAGUCACCCGGCGCUUCGGCAGCGUUAUUUGAUUUAUACAAGUCGAAUGAAUAUAUAAGCUUACAAGAGUUACGUCGAGUUUGGAGGUAGUUUACAUACUUUACAGUGUGAGAAAUGGUGGCCAAGGGACAGAAGCGCAAACUCCGCAGGGAGGACGAGGGAGGAGGAUCUGCUUGGGAAAGUCAGCUCCAGUCCGUGUUGGACAUCUCCAUGGAGAAGUUCCACCGUGACCAGGCUCUUGUGGAGCCCUGCUUAUUACGGUCGGUUCUGAUCAACAACACACUGCGGCAGGUUCAGUCCGAGGUGCGGGCGCAGGUCGAAUCGCUGUCCGCUGUAAAAAUUCCCACACAAACAAAAAAUCAAACCGGGUUGCAUCCACAGCCCAAUUUUCCCCGAUUGUCCCCUCCAACCGAACCUCUUUCACCUCAGUUCUCACUGAACACUGAAAAUAUGGAGGACGAUUUCAUGGCCUGGACUUCAGAGGAGGAUUUCUCCUUAUCUUCAGCCAUUUCUGCCAUUCUCAAAGAUCUAGAUACAGUCAUCGACGCCGGUCAAGGGCAUUGUGCAUCUCAACGGGCUCCGCUCAGCUCUGUAGAGAAUCUAACUCAAUAUUCUCAGAGGACUGAAAGAACGUCCGACAUGGCAUCGUCCAUCAAAACAGAGGCCAUGUGUCCAGGUUUUUCUCAGGAUGUAGCUCUAGACAAACUUCUUCUAGACAUCGACACGUCUGUGUUCGAGCCGGAGGUGAACCUUCUGCAAGGUUUUUCCGUCACGACCGACGAUCUAGUGAAGUAUCUUCCAUCCCUGUCCAGAUCGCCAUCAGCGUCCUCUUCGUCAUCUUUCGUCUCUCACGGUCAGGCCACAUGGGAAAUCCAGGAGAUAGAGCAUGUCAUGGACAUCCUCAUGCGAACGUACCCGCAAAGCUGAUUUAGAUAUCAUCAUGUUCCUGACAUUGAGGUUGUAAACAGUUUUUAUGAAGGUGCACUGAAGAAAUUUCCACUAGCACAAGGGAUUGAACAAGACUGAUUAUGAUUUGCUACCUCGUGUCUAACAACUUGUCAUGUUCAAAGUAGUUGAUCUUAGAGUCAGCUGAUGGUUCAAGAAAUUGGCGUUCAUGCAGAAUUAUUUAACAAAGCACCUGUUGUUAUGAAUCAAGUCCUUCCAAAUGUGCCAUUUUGUGUUUUUUUUUGUAUUACUUUAUGAAAUGAUUUUCCCUAAAAUAUGCACUUUUCAUUGAGUCCAAUCCUUAAAUUUUAUAAUGUAUCUUUAUAUAGUUUGCAGGUUGUCAUUAACAGCGUCAUUUAAAGGUCAUUAAAAUGAGAUUGUGUAUAUUAUAAUGUGCAGUAAAUGUUACAUGAGCAUUAUGAAUAUACUGGUGCUGUUUCAGCAGAUGAACAUGUAGAUGCCUAUGCAAAAUAUUUACUAUGUCAGUAUGAAAUUAUGAAUAUUAAUCACUCUUUGUAUUCUAUUGUUGUACUUUAAAUAAAGUGGUACUUG